GUCGCUCCACACAAGCAUCGGUCACUCCAUUGAGUCGCUCUUCAUACUCCUACACGGGUGUUUUUUUCAGCAGACAUGGCGGCAGCUGACGUUGUCCUACAUCAGAAUGUGGUUGAGAGGGUGACAAACCUUCCCCUGGUGAGCUCCACCUAUGGCUUGGUGUCCAGCGUGUACUCCAACACCAAGGACACACACCCCUACAUCAGGUCUGUGUGUGAGGCUGCAGAGCAUGGCGUGCGGACCUUCACCUCCGUGGCCCUCACCACGGCGACGCCCAUCAUCGACAAGCUGGAACCUCAGAUUGCCAUUGCCAAUGACCUGGCCUGUAAAGGUCUGGACAAGAUUCAGAAAACAUUGCCGAUUCUUCACCAGCCCUCUGAGCAGAUUGUUGCAAGUGCCAAGGAUGUGGUAACCAGUGCUAAAGACGCUGUGUCGGUCACGGUGACGGGUGCCAAGGACACAGUCUCAGACACUCUGACCAGUGUGGUGGAGAAGACUCGGGGUGCGGUGCAGGAUGGGGUGGAGAUGACCAGGGCUGUUGUCAACGGGAGUGUGAGCACAGUGCUGGAGAGUCGUGUGGUCCAGCUGGUCAGCACAGGGGUGGACACGGCCCUCAGCACCUCGGAGAACCUGGUGGAGCAUUACCUGCCCCUGACUGAGGACGAGCUGCGUGAGCUGGAGCUGGAAGCCAAAACAGUGAAAGGCUUCGACAAGAAGAAGCCCAGCUAUUAUGUCCGUCUGGGCUCCCUCUCCACCAAGUUCCGCAAGCGGGCCUACACCGGGGCCUUGGCCAAAAUUCGAGUUGCCAAGCAGUGCACCCUAGAAUCCAUCUCCCAGCUGAACCACACUGUUGACCUGAUUGAAUUUGGCAGAAAGAAUAUUGACGGGGCCAACCAGAAGAUAAACAAGAUGAACCCUUGGGUUAAGUCGAAGUCCAGCGGUCCAAACCAGGACGACAUUCAUGAUGCAGAGGUGAUCGAGUCUCGCACCCUGGCUCUGGCACAUUCCCUCACCCAGCAGCUCCAGACCACCUGCCUGGUCCUCGUCUCUGGACUGCAAGGCCUUCCCAACCACGUCCAGCAAGAGGCGCUCUCACUCAGCCGCUCUGCCGCCGAGGUCUACAUGAGCUUCAACAAGGCCGCUGUCUUCAGAGAUAUGCCAGACUGCGUGCUGACCAGCAGCAGAAUCCAGCUGGGCAAAAUGAAGGAUUCCCUCGACAACGUCAUGGAUUAUCUGGUCAACAACACGCCGCUCAACUGGCUGGUCGGUCCCUUUUACCCGCGGCUGACCCCUCCUCCAGCCACCUCCUCGUCCUCCUCCACCAGCAGCAGUAGCCCAGACCUGCCCUCCACCCGUCCCUCCCACCCGCCACGCCACGACGAUCCCAUGGAAGUUGAGAUGGAGUCACUGGACUCCAAGCAGCAACAGUGAUCCAUCACAGUUUAAUAAAUGUGAUGUACAACACAUAUUCUGUUGAAAUACUUUUUAAAUUUUAACUGUUAGAAUAGAAUAAAAGUUACUGUAGGAUAAUUAAAUCCUCUCUGAGUACCAUAUUGCACUGAAAACAAUUGUUAGACAUUUUGUUUUUGUACCAGGCUUGUAUUCUUGAUGCAGCCACUCUCUGAUGGGAUUUGUCAAUUAAAAAUCGUGCACAGAAUUAACUGGCUUGAUGUGAGUUCAGUGUUCUCUCAUAAAUAAAAUU
Myripristis murdjan (pinecone soldierfish) is the source of this 1702-nucleotide messenger RNA. It is a transcript of the gene plin2, whose product is annotated as perilipin 2. Gene Ontology annotation, biological process: positive regulation of triglyceride storage; lipid storage. The record is from RefSeq and is a predicted model, not a curated record. Lineage: Eukaryota; Metazoa; Chordata; Actinopteri; Holocentriformes; Holocentridae. The coding region runs from base 76 to 1431 and encodes 451 amino acids. The transcript has 8 exons. Gene Ontology annotation, cellular component: lipid droplet; cytosol.